AUGCUCCUAUCAAAUAGCAAUCACAGCAUGGCCACAUUCAUUCUCUUGGGCUUCUCAGAUUACCCAGCCCUGCAAGUUCCUCUCUUCGUGAUUUUUCUAACCAUCUAUGCUGUCACUGUGGUAGGGAAUAUUGGCAUGAUCCUCAUAAUUAAAAUUAACCCCAAAUUGCACACCCCCAUGUACUUUUUCCUCAGCCACCUCUCCCUUGUGGAUUUCUGCUACUCCUCUAUCUUUGUUCCCAGAGUACUUGUGAACUUAGUUGCAAAAGACAGAGCCAUUUCAUUUUUGGGAUGUAUAUUACAAUAUUGUUUCUUUGCUGUCUUUGUGGUAACAGAAUCUAUGCUACUAGUGGUGAUGGCCUAUGACCGCUUUGUGGCCAUCUGCAGCCCCCUGCUCUACACAGUCGCCAUGUCCCAGAAGCUCUGUAUUACACUGGUGGUGGGAUCCUAUGCUUGGGGGCUAACAUGUUCCUUGACCAUGACAUGUUCUGUUGUGCAAUUAUCUUUUCAUGGGUUCAACACAAUCGAUCACUUCUUCUGUGAGUUCGCCUCCCUGCUUUCCCUCUCUUGCUCUGAUACUCACAUCCAAAAAAUACUUCUGUUCACUCUUUCUACCAUUAAUGCUGUCAGCACACUCCUCAUCAUUCUUUUGUCUUAUGUGUUCAUCCUUAUUACCAUCUUGAAGAUGCAUUCAGCAAGUGGGCGUCACAAGGCCUUCUCCACCUGUGCUUCCCACCUGACCACCAUCACCGUCUUCUAUGGUACCAUCAUGUUCCUGUACUGUGUGCCCAACUCCAAAAACUCUAGGCACACAGUCAAAGUGGCCUCCGUGUUCUACACAAUGGUGAUCCCCAUGCUCAAUCCCCUGAUCUACCAGUCUAAGAAAUAA
Jaculus jaculus (lesser Egyptian jerboa) is the source of this 888-nucleotide messenger RNA. RefSeq names its product olfactory receptor 5D18-like. The transcript has a single exon. Lineage: Eukaryota; Metazoa; Chordata; Mammalia; Rodentia; Dipodidae. Gene Ontology annotation, molecular function: olfactory receptor activity; odorant binding; G protein-coupled receptor activity. Gene Ontology annotation, cellular component: membrane. Gene Ontology annotation, biological process: G protein-coupled receptor signaling pathway; sensory perception of smell. Bases 1 to 888 code for a protein of 295 amino acids. The record is from RefSeq and is a predicted model, not a curated record.